This is a messenger RNA of Trichosurus vulpecula (common brushtail), 1056 nucleotides long. It is a transcript of the gene CNPY2, whose product is annotated as canopy FGF signaling regulator 2. The coding region runs from base 349 to 897 and encodes 182 amino acids. The record is from RefSeq and is a predicted model, not a curated record. The transcript is spliced from 6 exons. NCBI's taxonomy places the organism in Eukaryota, Metazoa, Chordata, Mammalia, Diprotodontia, Phalangeridae. Gene Ontology annotation, cellular component: endoplasmic reticulum.
CUCCUUGCCACGCAGGUCCUGCCACCCGGCGCCGGCGUCCUAGCUGCUGCUGCUGCCGCCGCGGGACCCGACGAGCCUGUGCUGCGAGCCGCGGGGCUGCGGCGUCUGUUUGCGCCGGGAGGCUGGGCCCCGCCGGGCGGGCGGACGGGCCGCGAGGCUACGGGCACGGAGUCCGGCGGCCCCGGCGGUGCGCGGCGCCGAAGAGCCCCGGAACAGCCAGAUCUGCCGCUCUCGGCUCCUGUGUAGGGGGUGCUGGGCUGACGUGGGGCCGCCCGACCGGCUGCUGCUCUCGAGCUGCGGGGCCCCGGGGGCUGAGGCAGGCGGAGCUGCCCCGGCGCCGCGCGGACCAUGGCUGGCGGCGGGGGCCUGGUCCUGCUCCUGGCCGUCCUGCUGGGCAGCGCGUGGGCGCGGAAGAGCCAGGACCUGCACUGUGGAGCCUGCAGGGCUCUUGUGGAUGAACUAGAGUGGGAAAUUGCCCAAGUAGACCCCAAGAAGACCAUCCAGAUGGGUUCCUUUCGCAUCAACCCUGACGGCAGCCAGUCAUUUGUGGAGGUGCCCUAUGCCCGCUCAGAAGCCCACUUGACAGAACUGCUGGAACGGGUUUGUGAGCAAAUGAAGGAAUAUGGGGAACAGGCUGACCCCACCACUCAUCGAAAGAAUUAUGUACGGGUAGUGAGCCGGGACAAGAGAGCUAAUGAGCCGGACAUGGAAGGCAUUCGAAUUGAUGGAGACAUCAGAGCCAGCCUCAAAUUUGCGUGUGAGAGCAUUGUAGAAGAAUAUGAGGAUGAACUCAUUGAGUUCUUUUCCCGAGAGACUGACAAUGUCAAAGACCGGCUCUGUAGCAAACGUACAGACUUGUGUGACCACGCCCUGCACAUUUCUCAUGAUGAGCUGUGACUCACUGGAGCAUCCCUCAACCCAGACAGACCUGACGGAUCACCCCCAGGAGGGGAAAAGAGGCUUCAAUGCCUUUUAUAUGAUGUUUUUAUUAAAAUGAACCCAAAAAAAGGAGAAAAAAAAAGAAACCAUGGUGCAAAUGAAGUUGUGUCUUCCCAC